Molecule: messenger RNA, 771 nt
Organism: Radiomyces spectabilis
Lineage: Eukaryota; Fungi; Mucoromycota; Mucoromycetes; Mucorales; Radiomycetaceae
Product: phosphatidic acid phosphatase type 2/haloperoxidase
Exons: 6
Biological process (GO): phospholipid metabolic process
Molecular function (GO): phosphatidate phosphatase activity
Source: RefSeq, a predicted model, not a curated record
AGAUCACCACGUUCGCAAAAAUUGUUCAUCACUUAUGCGAAAGAUUGGGUGCUCGUUCUCGUGAUGACGAUGGUAUUUUUUAGCAUCGAUGUCAUUCCCCCGUUUCGACGUGAGUUUUCAAUGACAGACAGCACGCUCAUGCAUCCAUACAAAACGCAUGAAAUCAUUCCGGUAUCCGUACUACUUGUUAUUUGCAUCGUCUGUCCAGCCAUCAUGAUCAUUACUAUCGCGCUUGGCGUUCGACGGAGUUUGCACGAUUGUCACAAUGCAUUGCUGGGUAGGCUCUUUUUGGCACUUUCCAUGACCAUUAUGACUACUGUUGUGAUCAAGGUCACAGUAGGCCGACCGAGACCUGAUAUGCUCGAUCGAUGCCAACCGCCCAAAGAUAUACCUAAUCCUCCCUUGGGUCUCCAGAAUUACACAAUAUGCACAACGGAUGUAAACUCGUACAAGAUGAAAGAUGGGUUCAAAAGCUUCCCAAGCGGGCAUUCUUCAUUUUCAUUUGCCGGCCUAGGUUUUCUUUCUUAUUAUCUCGCCGGGAAAAUGCACCUCUUUGACGAACUAGGACAUACGUACAAAAGUUUUGUAUUUGCGCUCCCUUUGCUGGGUGCUCUCAUGAUUGCUAUUUCAAGAGUGUGCGAUUAUCGACACCAUUGGCAAGAUGUGUUUGUGGGAGGGUUGCUGGGUGCCAGUUUUGCCUACUUUGCAUACCGGCAAUACUAUCCUUCUUUGUCAAGCAAUUAUUGUCACGAGCCCUAUGCUCUUCGUAUU